Messenger RNA from Corylus avellana, 571 nucleotides. RefSeq names its product embryo-specific protein ATS3A-like. The record is from RefSeq and is a predicted model, not a curated record. NCBI's taxonomy places the organism in Eukaryota, Viridiplantae, Streptophyta, Magnoliopsida, Fagales, Betulaceae. Gene Ontology annotation, molecular function: protein binding.
UAAAGAGAACAACAUGGGGAAUUGCAGAGGAUCGUUCUUGGCUUGUUGCGUGUUAAUGCUUUCUUUGCUCGUCGGAGGUGAAAGUCUGGCACCAGAAAAUAAGAAUAAUUGUACCUACAAGGUUACCAUACAGACAACAUGCACAAAGGACGCUGGAACCUCAAACCAUGUCCGACUAAGAUUUGGCGACACAAAUUCUAAUGACAUAUUGGUUCGGCGACUGAAUGCCAAGCACAUGAGGAGGGUGGAUCCAUUGGAGCCUGAGGUCCUCGACGAUGUGCCUAGAAAACCAUUUCAAGCUUGUAUGGUGGAUGAAUUCCAAGUAAAGGGUCAAUGCGUGCACUCACCCAUCUGCUACCUAUACCUGAAACUGACCGGAGCCGAUGAUUGGCGACCGGGAUUUGCACAGGUGGCGGUGGUGGAGGGGACUCAUCUCAGCUCAGAUAAUUUCUACUUUCAUUUAUACUUGCCUAGGCAUGCAUGGCAUGGUUUUGAUUUGUGUGAUAGGGAGGUGACUCCUUUUGGGAUCAAGCACAAAAGGAAGGUCUUUGAAAAGAAGCUAUCUAAUUAA